UUUUUUUUUAGCAAAUUUAUCUGGUAAAAAUGAAGUUUAUCUUUUAAGAGCACUUUGGCGGAUGCUUCUUAUUUAGAUCUCAGCAUUUGGGGCAAGCUUUUUCAUACAUUGUGAUCCUUUCUUUAGAGUGUUUGGGUUGAUCUGCUGCAGACCAUGAGCUGUCCAGCAGACUUGGGUGUAUCUGUUCAGUGUUAACCAUGGCGGUGUUCUGAAUGCUGUCAUUCAGGCUUGGCAAACCUUUUUGUAAUGUAACUGAUUUCUGUAGUAGCACAACUAGAGGAUAUUUAAUGAGGUGAACGUGGUCGUGGCUUUUUUUAAAAUAUAAAUUACCUUCUUAGGUUGUUUUUUUUUUUGUAGUGAGAGUGCAAAAAGAGGUUAAAAUGAGCAGCUGAGGGGGUGAAGGGCACAGUUGGCACGAAGUGCGGCCUCUCGUGCUCUGCUUUGAGACGCACUAUUGCCUCAAGGCUGGCCUUAGAGUAUACUGGAGAAGAAAGGAACCAGAAGGUCGUUGAAGCAAAGGAAAAGUGAGGACAUUGGACUGGAAAGGCCAAACUCUGGAUCCUGGCCAUGAGGUUUGAUGCCUCAUUUUAUUGAAGGGAGACACUGGACCUAAAUGGCGCAGCAUGACUUUGUUCCUGCCUGGCUUAACUUCUCAACACCACAGUCAACCAAGUCCCCUGCAGCCACCUUUGAGAAGCAUGGAGAGCAUCUUCCACGGGGAGAAGGACGCUUUGGGGUGAGCCGAAGGAGACACAACUCUUCUGAUGGAUUUUUCAAUAAUGGGCCCCUCCGAACUGCAGGAGACUGCUGGCAUCAGCCAUCCCUUCUCCGCCAUGAUUCUGUAGAUUCUGGUGUUUCUAAAGGAGCUCAUGUUGGGCUUUCUGGCAGUCAGCCUGGCUGGCAUGGUCCCUCGCGGGGCCAUGAUGGCGUGAACCAGCGUGGUGGAGGAGGAACUGGAGUUCAUCGCCACUGGAAUGGCAACUUCCAUUCUCGGAAAAGUUCUGCCUUUCAAGAAAAGCUGCCUGUUGAAGCCAGGGAAGAGAAGAAGGAAGACAAAGAGCAUUUGCAAUUUGAGGAAGAAGAUUUUCCAUCUUUGAAUCCAGAGGCUGGAAGACACAACAACCAGAACAAACCUUUAGGGACACCUUCCGGAGUAUGGGAAAACCCCCCUAGUGCCAAGCAACCUACCAAGAUGCUGGUCAUCAAAAAGGUUUCAAAAGAGGAUCCUGCUGCUGCCUUCUCAGCUGCAUUUACAUCACCUGUUUCUCACCUGGCAAAUGGCAACAAAGCCACCACCAUUGUCCCAAGUGUCUACAAAAAUCUGGUUCCUAAACCUGCAGCUCCUCCUUCCAAGCCAAGUCCAUGGAAAGCCAACAGAAAUGAACACAAGCCAGGCUCGCUUUCCUCCAGCCGUGACUCUGCCUUUACCAGUCCAGUGUCUGUAACCAAACCAGCGGUACUGGCAAGUGGCUCAGUCCUCACCUCUCCCAAAGAGAGUCCUUCCAGCACCACCCCUCCUAUCGAGAUCUGCUCUUCACGCUUGACAAAGCUGAUGCGUCGCACCACUGAUAAAAAGAGCGAAUUCCUGAAGGCACUGAAAGAUGAUAGGAAUGGGGAGAUAACAGAGAGCAGAGAAUGUGACAAGCUGGAUGAUAUGGAGAGCAACAGCACACCAGAACCAAAGGAAAACUGGGAAGAGAAUUGCCAUCAAAAUGGCCUUUCUCUCCCCUUGCCAGAAGAGGGGGAAAACCUCUCUCAUUCAUUGGAAGCAGAACACAGGUUAUUGAUAGACUCUUGGCCUUGCUUGUUGUGAUUUAGUGGUAUUAGU
Meleagris gallopavo (turkey) is the source of this 1828-nucleotide messenger RNA. The record is from RefSeq and is a predicted model, not a curated record. Lineage: Eukaryota; Metazoa; Chordata; Aves; Galliformes; Phasianidae.